This is a messenger RNA of Gymnodraco acuticeps, 1994 nucleotides long. Its product is annotated as zinc finger BED domain-containing protein 1-like. NCBI's taxonomy places the organism in Eukaryota, Metazoa, Chordata, Actinopteri, Perciformes, Bathydraconidae. The transcript has 8 exons. The record is from RefSeq and is a predicted model, not a curated record. Gene Ontology annotation, molecular function: DNA binding. Bases 124 to 1866 code for a protein of 580 amino acids.
AUGUGAAUUUCGGUUCCGCUUUUCGAUGCCUGAGGAAAUUUCUCUCGCCGCUCUCCGUAGCCUACUGGGGCGGGAAAUGUAGCGUUGUACCUACACUUCUACACAGCUUAACCUGGGACCACCAUGAGCGGUAGACGCUCUAAAGUGUGGCUUCACUUUGUUAGGAAAGACAAUGGGUCGGCAGAGUGCAACACCUGUUCCAAACGUAUUUCCUCCAAAGGAGGGAACACGACCAAUAUGACGAAACACCUUCGCCUGCACGGUAUACAGAUCAAGGAGUGUACCGUUUUCAACCUGUUUCGCCAGUCUCCGUCCGCCUCACAACCACCGUCGUCUUCCGCUGUCGUCCCGGCUCAACCAACACCGAGCACUCCCUCAGCGGAGCCCUCGCAAUCAGAUGAAAGUUUGCGGUCGCGUAGUUGCGCGGCUACAACGGCUCAAGCUAAAAAGCCCGUCCCAGCCCGUGUCAACCCAUUCACCUUAGCAGCAAAGGGAAAGAUGACAGUAGAGAAAUGUGAGGAGUGCCACAGAAAAGUCACCGCUUUUGUGGUGAAAAGGCUGCAUCCCUUCUCAGAAGUAGAAGCACCUACAUUUCGGGACAUGCUUUUUACUCUUAACCCCAACUACACCCCCCCUACCAGAGAUUAUCUGACAAAUCACUUAAUACCAUCUUGGUAUGAGAUUGAAAAGUCAAAUAUAAUCACUGAGCUUAGUGAAGUUAGCCAUGUUGCCCUCACAUCUGACGGCUGGACUAGUAUUGCGCAAGACCACUACCUUACUGUCACAGCACACUAUUUAGUGGAAGGCAAAAUGAGGCAAAAAGUGCUCCAAACCAAGGCUGUCUACAAAGCCCAGACAGGAAUCGUCAUAGCAGAGGAGAUUGCAGAUGUCUUGACAGAUUUUGGCAUUUUUGACAAAAUAGUGGCAGUCACAGUUGACAAUGCUGCAAAUAUGGAUGUAGCCAUACACAGGCUCCAAUUUGUGAAGCUGGGCUGCUUUGCUCACACUUUGAAUCUGGCAGCACAGAGUCUCUACUCAUUGGCCAUCAUGUCUCAAUGGAUAGCAAAGAUCCGUGCACUUGUUGUGUGGAUUAAGAGGUCAUCAAUGGCUAAGACCGUGCUCCAGGAGAAGCAGGCUAUCCUAAAGCUGCAUCAACACUCGCUCAUACUUGAUGUGAGAACUCGCUGGAAUUCUCUCCACCUAAUGCUGGAGAGAUUUCUCGAGCAAUACCCAGCAAUUCAGGCAGCCAGCUUGGAUCAACGGUUGAGAAAGCCUAUGGAGAGGGACAGACUUGCCCGGUUCACUGACGAAGACCUCAGGCGGGCAGAGGACUUCAUCAGACUGAUGAGGGUUAUGUACACGUCCACCCUCUGCGUUUCUUCGGAAAAGAACCCGACAUCUGGACAGAUUCUGCCCAUUCUCAAAAAGCUUGAGAUGCAUUUUACUGUUACUGAUGGGGACACAGUAUUUGUGUCCAACCUUAAAAAGCAAGUUUGGGGAAAUCUGUCAAAGCGUUACCAGAGUGAUGAAAUCAGGAGCUUUCUGGAAGAGGCUACUGCUUUGGAUCCACGCUUCAAACAAAAGAUGGACGAUGAUGCUGCUGUCUGGGACCGGAUCAAGGGGAAGUUCCUGGCCAAAAAUCUGACCGACUCUGAGAAGUCAACAGAUCUAGACUGUGGAGGAGAUGGUGACGAGAACAUGGAAGGAAUGGAGAGUGAGGCAGAGGAGAAUGUAAGUCAAAUGCAUCCCUGCAAAAACCCCAAAAUGACCCCAUUGGAGGAGCUGUUUGCUGAUGAGGAUGCCCAAAAGGUGACACCACAGCAGAAUUCCAUGUCCAUCCAGGACUUGAGAAUUGAGAAUCGUUAAGAAUCGGAAUCGAAAACUAGAAUCGGAAUCGGAAUCGUGGAAAUUCAAACGAUACCCAACCCUACUAAUAAUACAGUAAACUAUUAACACUGUACAUAUUAUUGUUUGCCCGUGGGAUUAGGAUGAUC